CUCCGACCUUCCCCUUCGCCGAUCGGUGACUUUCGCCCUCUGCUCGCCUGCGGCUCUGCUCUUCAACAAUGGGCAACGAAACCAGCCUGGAGGGCGGCGAAAGCUUGGCCGGGCUACCCGAAGGUGUGGCAGGGGCUGAUGCGGGAGACCCGGCGGGCGUGGAGGAGGACCUGAGCCGCCUGAGCCCGGAGGAGAGGAGGCAGAUCGCCGCCGUCAUGUCAAGGGCGCAGCAGGGGCUGCCCAAAGGAAAGACCGCCGGCCCGGAGGCGCCUCCCUCGACAAGAUAUGCUCAACCUGAUGGCAGUGAUCACCCAAAACAACUGGGUAAGCCUCGGGAUCCUGGGCCCCCCACACUAAGUAAAAGCAGAACAGUAGAUACACUGGAAACAGAGCAACGGAUACCUGGAAGAAGCACAUCAUCCAUGAGUUUGAGAGAGUCUAAAUCAAGGACUGAUUUUAAAGAUGAUCAGAAGCCAACUAUGAUGCCCAGCUUCCUCUCAGAUGCCAACCCAUUUGGUGCAGUCACUUCAGUUGUGAAUAAAUUCAAUCCUUUUGAUUUGAUAUCUGACUUGGAUACAAACCAGAAUGAAGGCUCCAAGAAGAUGAAGCCCACCCAGAAGGAACAUGAUAAAUCUGAGCAACAAGAGGGACUCUCCAAGCAACCAUUACAACGUUCAUUUCCAAAGCCAAGUAGUCCACAACAUGGGGCUGUCAUACCAGCCCCACAAAAAACAGGACCUUCCAAACAGGUACUGCAGGAGCAGCUGCAAUCUGGAAUGCCGAAGCAAAGUCAGAAACCAGGCCCUCAAUCAGAAGAAGCAAAACAGUAUCCAGGACCACCCACAUUUCAGUUCCCACAACAAGAGUCUACAAAACCUGCAAAAUCUUCACCGCAACAGUCAGGAGCUGAAACACUUCCCAGUGUGGACACUGCUAGAACAUCUUCCCAGACUCCUAUUCUUACAAAACCAGUAGCCCAGCAAGGAGCAUCAACUGCUAAACAGACAUCUCAGCAAUUAGAAGGUCCUGCAAAAGCUCAGCCAGCAGCACCCAGUAAACAACCAUUGCAACAUUCGGCUGGCCCUGCAAAAGCAGUUCCGCAGCUUGGAGGAUCUGUAAAACGUCCAUCUCAGCGGCCUGGAGUGCCUGCAAAGCCUUCCACCCAACACGCUGAGCCUACAAUUCAAUUCCAGCAGCAGGCAGGACCUAUAAAACCUGAUGAUCAACUGUCUGGGCCUUCCCAGCAGCAGCAUACAACUCCAUUGCACCCUGGAUUACUAGCCACAAAGAAAACCUUUUGCCCACUUUGCACUACCACUGAACUAUUGCUGCACAUUCCUGAAAAGUCCAAUUAUAAUACCUGCACCCAGUGUCAAACAAUAGUUUGCAGUCUAUGUGGCUUUGAUCCUAAUCCUCAUAUAACAGAGAUUAAAGAAUGGUUGUGUUUAAACUGCCAGAUGCAAAGAGCUUUAGGUGGUGACUUAGCUCCAGUCCACAGUUCUGGACUUAAGCCUUCUUCACCCAAGCAAGAAACUCCUGCUUCAGCCUCAGCAGCGAAAGCAAUUUCUCAACCACAGCCACCUAUGAAGAAGAAAGAAACUGCUCUAAAACAUGAUGCUACCAAGUCAUUGGAACACAAAAAACCACCAACACAAAUAAAACAACCAACUUUGCCCAGUCCUUCUCCUGCAAAAGCAAAGGCUCUUUCUGCUGAAUCCAAGCUAGCAGAAUCUGCCUCAAAAUCAGACCAGGCCAAGCCAUCAGGAACUGAUGAUAAACAAAAGCAGUCCAGUAUUCAGAAACUCACAAGUGAUGUUACAUCUAAUCCUUCACAAUCAGAUUCCAAACAAAAUGGCACCAAGCCUUCACUCACUCAACAUAAAAUGGAACAUCUUCAGAGAUCAGAAGCUGACAAGCUACCACAAGAUAAAUAUGUACCUGUUGAUAAAAUUACAGCUCCAGAUUCCAAAACCUUAUCUCAAGUGUCUCAUCAAAAGUCUGAAAUGAAACUUAGUUCUCAGCUUGGAUCCGGAUUGAAUACUAAAGCUCAAAAGCAAACUGAAUCAGUGGGAUUAAAAGAAUCUUCUAAGAAAAUCCAGUCCCAGAUGAAUCCUAAACCAGAUGCCAGACUGACUCCAAAAGGUCAACAAGCCUCAAUGGGUGCAAAACCCAGCCAAGCCCAGCUGCAGGUUCAGGCCCAACAACCUCCGAAAACACCAGAGCAAUCUAGGCGUUUCAGUCUUCAUGUAGGACGCAUUAGUGAUGCUCCUAAAUCACUUCCAACAACCCCUCAAGAAACGGUUACUGGAAAGCUGUUUGGAUUUGGGGCUUCAAUUUUUAGCCAGGCUUCCAGUUUGAUUACCACAGCAGGCCAGCCAGGAGUCCACACACAAGGACCUGCGCCUUUGCCCCCUUCGAAGCAGCCUCUUCCUCCAGGACAGCUCCCUGCUUUGCAAAAGGAUAUACCUCAACCAUCUCCCAAGAUGGCACCUCUGAAAAAAGAAACAAAGCCUCCAGUAGCAGAAAAGUCUGAGCCCUCCAAAGAAGACAUCUAUACCAAUAAAGAAACAGAGAAGAAGGCUUUGCCUACCAAAGCCUUCAAGUCUCCAGUUGUGGAAGCUGAAAAGAGUGCUGAUCCAACAGUCCAAGGUUCACUGCCAACAUCUGCUUGUCCUCUCUGUAAAAUUGGUCUAAAUGUGGGGUCUGAAGAUCCUCCAAAUUACAGCACUUGUACAGAAUGCAAGACUGUAGUGUGCAGCCUCUGUGGAUUUAAUCCGAUGCCACACAUCUCAGAGCUCUCACCUGCUUGCCUGGGAUGUGGUUUCAGUGCCUCUUCCCACUUCGUGGUCACAUGA
Messenger RNA from Candoia aspera, 2855 nucleotides. Its product is annotated as protein piccolo-like. The transcript is spliced from 4 exons. The coding region runs from base 69 to 2855 and encodes 928 amino acids. NCBI's taxonomy places the organism in Eukaryota, Metazoa, Chordata, Lepidosauria, Squamata, Candoiidae. Gene Ontology annotation, cellular component: cytoskeleton of presynaptic active zone; axon; glutamatergic synapse. Gene Ontology annotation, biological process: presynaptic active zone assembly; protein localization to synapse. Gene Ontology annotation, molecular function: structural constituent of presynaptic active zone; metal ion binding. The record is from RefSeq and is a predicted model, not a curated record.